Toxoplasma gondii ME49 is the source of this 261-nucleotide messenger RNA. RefSeq lists its product as hypothetical. The record is from RefSeq and is a predicted model, not a curated record. The transcript has 2 exons. Lineage: Eukaryota; Apicomplexa; Conoidasida; Eucoccidiorida; Sarcocystidae. The coding region runs from base 1 to 261 and encodes 86 amino acids.
AUGCUUUUUCGCUUCCGCUUUCCCCGCUACCAAUAUGCGUGCUUAUCUCUGAAGGGAGAACUACAGUUUCUUGCUUUGGGAAGCAGAGACUAUCUUCGUAGCGAGGAAACUCGUGGACGCGAAACCCCAAGUACCGGCAGUCUCAAUACCAAACACCCACAUGUACUUGUUCUUACACAAGUUUGCGUGUACGAGCAAGCGGACCAAGACCAUGACGAUGUAACAGUGGCACCGUCGACGAAUCUGCCUUGCUCGAUCUAG